This is a messenger RNA of Lycium ferocissimum, 585 nucleotides long. RefSeq names its product putative F-box protein At1g50870. The transcript has 3 exons. The coding region runs from base 1 to 585 and encodes 194 amino acids. Gene Ontology annotation, molecular function: protein binding. NCBI's taxonomy places the organism in Eukaryota, Viridiplantae, Streptophyta, Magnoliopsida, Solanales, Solanaceae. The record is from RefSeq and is a predicted model, not a curated record.
AUGGAAGAGAAGAUGAAGAGUGGUGUUGAAAGAAAAUCUGAAAUACCUUCAGAUAUCAUAUCUGAUAUAUUCUCUUGGCUUCCUGUCAAGUCUUUAUGUCGUUUCAAGUGCGUUUCUAGAUUUUAUAACUCUCUUGUAUCGGAUCCAUCUUUUGUAGACAUCCAUCAAAGCCGCUCAAAAUAUCCUCCUGAUAAAAUUGAAUUUCUCGCGCAUUCAAGGGAAAAGAAUUUUUACACCGUAGACCUGAAGGUGGAAGAUAAAAAAGCCUCCGCUCUAUGUAUCAAGGAGUUAGAUGGCAUUAGCUGUACCAAUAUUGGUUAUGUUAACGGGUCUUGCUCUUCUACUCGUACUCCUCAUGGUGAGAUAGUUUUGAUCGUGAACACUUCGUUCAAGCCAAAUCGGAUGUUCUUUUAUGAUUUGAAGAAGAAGAGUUGGAGAUCAGAAAUCGAAGUCAUGGAGCUUGAAGGACAAACUGAGAUCAUUGCAUGGUUCUUGAGCUUGAUGAAUACUUCCAUCUGCAUUCGAAUAUUGUUAUCUGUUGAAUUCAGUAUACUUCGCCGCCCUCGGUCGGUUUUGCCUGUUUAA